AUGCUGAGUGCCUCCUCCGCAUGGCAGCGAAGAAUUGUAAUCUGGGGGCCCACUGUAAGCUGGAGGGUUGGAUCCUCCCCCCAGUCCCCCACCGAUAGUACGGGACGCGCUAGGAUGGUAGCGCAGCUCGUGGCAUCCAUGCCGCAGACGCAACGGAGAAGGAUGUUAGCCUAUUACUCCUUUGACAGCCAUGUCUAUACAAAACGUACAAUAGCCGGCGUGGGGAAGUCUUGUAGAGGCUACAGUAGAGUAUGUAGACUAAUCUAA
Molecule: messenger RNA, 267 nt
Organism: Bipolaris victoriae FI3
Lineage: Eukaryota; Fungi; Ascomycota; Dothideomycetes; Pleosporales; Pleosporaceae
Exons: 1
Coding region: 1-267 (88 amino acids)
Source: RefSeq, a predicted model, not a curated record